AUGGGAAAUAUAAUAAAUGAAUUAUGUCCAAAUGUUGUAGCUUUUGGACUUUUAAUUGCUCAUCGUCAACUGGUAGCACUUGUAAGAUUUAAAAGGCUAAAUUUGGAUGCUCCAGAUUUUAACACUAUUGUGAAUUUAAUCGAAUGUCACAAAGCAAAUAUGAUACACAGUGAUCAUCAAUUCCCUUUUUGUCUUCCAAAAUUUGAUCCAAAUCAAUUCCUUUAUGCCUACAUUUCAUACCUCUGGGAAGGCACAGGUCCAUGUCUAGUUUUGCUUUCAAUUACAAAUUCUGAUUAUGAAAAAUUAACUCAAAUACGGCCAAAACUUGAAGAGAACAUUUCUUCUUAUAAAUAUAAUACAAGACUUGUAUCUGCACUUUCUAAUCCUGAAGGUUUUUGUUUACAAGAGAAUAUCAAAUGGGCAGAACAAUUGUGGCAUUUUAUCUAUAAAAAUACUUCAAAUACUCAGGACCCAACACAAGUUUGUUGUUCAACACCCAAAAAACCAUUUAUUUCAUAUCAAGAAUUAAUAUUAUUAUAUAAUGGUUAUACUAAAUUGGCUGAUUUAUUGAGAAAAAGUGGUGGGGGAAUAAAAAUGUUAUUUCAAAUGUUGGAACGUUAUGUACUUUUUGCUUGGAUUACUACUAGUUUUGAACUUUAUUGUGGGUUUUUAGUUGAUAUUUUUGGGAUUGGUUAUGAUUCUUUGGGAAAAUUUCGCGAAAUUUCGGAAAAAGUUUCUUGCGAAAUUUCGAGUUUUUGCGAAAUUUCGGAAUUUUUUUUAACGAAAUUUUGA
Meloidogyne enterolobii is the source of this 792-nucleotide messenger RNA. The record is from the annotation of a GenBank genome assembly. NCBI's taxonomy places the organism in Eukaryota, Metazoa, Nematoda, Chromadorea, Rhabditida, Meloidogynidae.